AUGGAAGACUCUCAGCCCAAGAAAUCCCCAAAGAUUGAAGCCCUUUUGACAGGUCCUGGCCCUGGAUGUUAUAGCUUACCUCCAACAAUUGGAUUUGUCAAUCAUGAUUACACCCGCUUCACCAGCCCUGCUUAUUCCUUUCGCCAGAGGCUCGACAAUCUUGGUCUGCCUCAAAGCCCCGGACCGGGUACCUACAGCCCGGAGAAGAAGCUAGGAGGGCCCAGCCUUCAGCCGAGGGCCCCCUCCUUCUCCAUAGCUGCCCGCACCAAAUCCCGCCCGGUGGACCUCGUUCCAUCUCCCAACAGCUACCUCCUCCCCUCGCUGCUCAGGGCACGGACUCCCAGUAGACCCUCCAAGCCCACCCGGGCCCUCCCCGCCAGGAAUGCGAAAAGCAGAGCUUCCAAGGACCCUGGCCAAGCGCCAGGCCCGGCCAGCUACAACCCUCAGGCAUCUUCCGCCUGCUUCUGCCGACCCCCAGCUUUCUCCAUGCUGAAGAGGCUCCAGAAACCCCCCAGAGCCUUCCAGACUCCGGGGCCAGGAGCCCACAGCCCAGAAAAAGUGACCGUCCACAAGACAGGGGCGCCUUCAUACUCUUUCGGGGUCCGACACUCGGAAUAUCUCAUGCCAUUCAUCCCGGAUGCUCCAGAGUGGUAG
Thamnophis sirtalis is the source of this 654-nucleotide messenger RNA. NCBI's taxonomy places the organism in Eukaryota, Metazoa, Chordata, Lepidosauria, Squamata, Natricidae. The record is from RefSeq and is a predicted model, not a curated record.